Molecule: messenger RNA, 4364 nt
Organism: Electrophorus electricus (electric eel)
Lineage: Eukaryota; Metazoa; Chordata; Actinopteri; Gymnotiformes; Gymnotidae
Source: RefSeq, a predicted model, not a curated record
GCAAGGCUUGGUAGAGGCGACCAUACCCUGCUAUGGUCUGGAGAAACGAAGAGCUAGAGCAAUUCAUUAUCAGUUUAGUAUCGGCCAAUAUAAAACUUCGGGUAUGUCUUUUCUGUGUUUUAUUGCAAACGUUCUUAACGUCUAUAAUGUGACGGCAUCUCGCUGAACGGGCGCGCUUUAAAUGAGGCACACGCAAAGUGGGACUUCAGCGUUCUUUUUUGAUGGUCUUGUUUCAUCAUUAUCAUCACUAUCAUUAGUAGCGCGCUGGCAUUUUGUUUUCGGGGCUCUGGCAAGAAGUGAUAAGAAUCUAGACCCCUCCCCUGCAGGGCGGAGCGUGCAUUUUUAUGUCGAUUUUUGUAUCUUUUUUUUCUUCUGGGCUUCUGCUCUGACACGUCCACACUGAGUGAGUGGCAUUGGCACAUUGUCAAUCGCUCACUACGGCUGCCAUCAAACAACAUAAAACACACACAACCCAAAAGCUCGCCUCAUAAAUUUGAGCAAGCAGAUAUUUUUGCGCAUCGCUUUAUGGCGUGUAAUUAAUUUUUCGCGAGUUUUUUUUUUUGUUUUUGUUUUCCCCACUCAUCCUGAGAAAACUUUUCUCCGUACAUUUUAUAUAUAUUUUUAUUGUCACGUUUAUGCUGUAAUUCUUGCUGCCGGUGCUUAUUAUUUCAUUUAUUUUUAAUUUCUAGAUCACAUUUUUGGAAAACCUUUUGAAAGACAUCAUUUUGGCAACUAUUCGUACCGAACGUUUUACGUUUUUUCUUUUAAAUGUUUUAUUUGUUUAAUUUGUUCUAUUAUUCGUUUCCCUAAGAACACUGGAUAUUUUGAUUCCAUCUAUCUGUAGUGUGGAUUUGAGCAUUUUUUUCAAGAAGUACAAAAGAAGAAAUUAUAUACAGAAGAUUGCUAAUCACAGGCAAAAAAUCCAACUGAUCUCCAAGGAGCUUCAACAGUUCAGUUUUUCAAAGAGAAGAGAAAGUCAAUUUGGCAUGAAGGUUCGGACAAUUUUCAGCGAACAACCGUGUUACUUACAUGCUAAGUUUAAAUAAUAUCCGAUAUCACUGCUGAUAUUUCUUCUAUAGGGCAUAUUCAACGCGGGUUUUGAGGACAAUUUUGAUUUUUUUUUUGGUUUGAGAAAGUGAUUCUUUGGACGAACAGGUCUACUGUAUCACUGGUGGUCGCAAUACAUGCUAUUCGCCUUCUUGCCGCGAAAGCGUUUUACCGUCAACAUUUCGGAGACGAUACUACCCUGCAAAUCACUGCUCAUGAUUUAAUGUAGUUGAUUUUGCAUGUGUUCAUCCAACGUUUAUUUACCAUUCCCAGUGACUAAGUAGAAGCGCAUUGAUUGUGUUGCGGCGGACUAUGGACGAACAAGCGCGGAUCAUGCAGACUCUCGGCGGUGUCAAUUUGGCUGGUCACUCGGUACAAGGAGGCAUGGCACUGCCGCCUCCACAUGGACACGAUGGGACUGAUGGGGACGGAAGAAAACAAGACAUCGGUGACAUUCUACAUCAAAUCAUGACCAUAACAGACCAAAGUCUGGACGAGGCGCAAGCAAAAAACAGGAAACAUGGACUCAACUGUCACAGAAUGAAGCCUGCCCUCUUCAGCGUACUCUGCGAGAUCAAAGAGAAAACAGGUCUGAGUAUCCGCGGAGCACAGGAAGAGGACCCCCCGGACCCACAGCUCAUGCGCCUGGACAACAUGCUGUUGGCAGAGGGCGUGGCCGGCCCAGAGAAGGGCGGGGGCUCGGCAGCCGCCGCUGCGGCCGCAGCCGCAUCAGGCAGCCCUACCGACAACUCCAUUGAGCACUCAGACUACCGUGCCAAGCUCUCACAGAUCCGACAGAUCUACCAUACUGAGCUGGAGAAAUACGAGCAGGCAUGCAACGAGUUUACAACCCACGUAAUGAACCUGCUGCGGGAACAGUCACGCACACGGCCCAUCUCGCCCAAGGAGAUCGAGCGCAUGGUCAGCAUCAUCCACCGCAAGUUCAGCUCCAUCCAGAUGCAGCUCAAACAGAGCACAUGCGAGGCCGUCAUGAUCCUGAGGUCCCGCUUCCUUGACGCCAGACGGAAACGACGAAACUUCAGCAAACAGGCCACAGAAAUCCUGAAUGAAUACUUCUACUCCCACCUCAGCAAUCCCUACCCAAGUGAAGAAGCCAAAGAGGAACUGGCCAAGAAGUGCAGCAUCACGGUAUCCCAGGGGGUGGGAAGCACCAUCACAGUGGCACAGGUAUCCAACUGGUUUGGAAACAAAAGGAUCCGCUACAAGAAGAACAUCGGAAAGUUCCAGGAGGAGGCGAACCUGUAUGCUGCCAAGACGGCUGUGAACGCGGCGCACGCCGUGGCCGCCGCAGUGCAGAACAGCCAGACCAACUCGCCCACCACACCCAACUCUGGAUUCCAGAUGAAAGAUGAAGAGUUUCAGCUGGACUCUGCAGAGAACAAAAACACUCUAUUAACCAACAUGUUUACUGGUUCGUCAGGUUCUUUUAACCUCCCAAACUCGGGGGACAUGUACAUGAGCAUGCCCAAUCCGAAUGGGGAUUCUUACCAAGGGCCACAAGUCGGAGCCAAUGUGCAGUCACAGGUGGAUACCCUGCGCCAUGUUAUCAGUCAGACGGCAGGAUACAAUGAUGCUCUGGGGGGGAGCUCCAUGUACAGUCCACAUGGCAUGAAUGCUAACGGGGGAUGGCAAGACGCUACGACCCCAUCCUCUGUCAUUUCCCCUACAGAAGGCCCUGGUAGUGUGCACUCUGAUACCUCGAACUGAUCUCUUCACUGACACAGCCUGUCCCAGACUGCGAAUAGACCACAUACACCCAUGGACUGACCAAUCAGAAACUCACUACCAAUUCGUCCUCCCUGAACCUUCAAACGAUCAUGUCUGUGUUCAUCACCGACGUUCUCCAGAACAUCCGGAAGUUUCGAUGACCCUUAGGAACUGAAUCAUUUGCUCUCUGCAGUCCACACAACUGGUGACUUUACUAAUCAUUCCUGCUUUGCACAUACUCAUCAAUCUUUUUUCUUCUUCUGGUAUAUAAUGUAUACAUUCUCAGAGUUUGUGUGGAUUACAUGGUCUCUGAUCUAUGUGAGUCUUUUCAGUGAAUAUACAUUUAGAAUAGACAUUCUUUAUUAUCCAUUUCCAUUACUUAUCACUGGUCUACCAUAUACAAGGAUACCAGUAAAUAUUUUAACCCAUUCAUUUUACAGGCCUUAUAUGCUACAGAAGGCAGCUUUGGGAACUUCAGAAAUCUCUUUAUUUAACCUUUUUUAACCUUUCAUAAAUUAAGUCCUUGUGGUACUAAAUUGGAUGACAUAAAUGAGACGAUCUGCUCCAUUUUGGGGGUUAACUAAUAGUUAACUAAUAAUAAUAAAAAAAAUAUUUUUGACAUAAAACAUUGCAUCAUUGCAUCAUGACAUGCAACGUAAAGCAAAGUCUCACAUUAUGAGACAUUUUUUUUUACUAUAUAUAUAAAACACAAAAGUCUUACAGUCUUACAGUUACACCGGUAUGUUUAGGACUUACUCUAUUUUGGCAUGUAGGGACUCCAUUCACAGACAGAAAAAAAGAAAAAAAAAUUGUCUUGUAUAUAAUAUAGCUUAAGAAUAUUUAUACAUCUCACAAAUCAAUACACAGCUUUAUUACCUCAUUCAGACUCAUAGAAAAACCAAUAGAUUUCCAGACAUUUCUCUAGCAUAGAGUGCUCACUGACUACCUCUCAACAAUGUCACCACCAUCCCUUCAGCUUUUCCUUUUUUACAUAGUUUCAUUUGGUUGCAUCUUGUAAUACAUUUUUUUUUCUUCUCUCCAUGUAAUCUAAUGUAUAUUUUAAUCUUCUAAGAAAAAUGUGUUGCUUUCUUGCAACUUCUAAAAAGAAAAAAAUAUUAGAUAUCAUAAUAAUGACCAUAAUAGGAAUAAUAUGAAUAAUCCAGAGAGCGAGCAGGAGAUUGUGGUGGGAAGGGCAGUUGGGGUGGGGGGUGGUACUAAAUAUUAACACCAAACAGUUCAACUGUUGUAAAUAAUGAAGAACAUUUUGAAUGUUGCUCAUCUUGUUACUAAUUCACUUAAAAAUGGACAAAAAAAGGACAUGAUCUGUAAUGCAUAGGUUUCAGUAUUCAGAACUGUACAUUUCAGGCCCUGUGUGACAGGGUUACAACUUUCUUUCUCUUUUUUUGUAUCGUAUGUGAUUCUGAAACUGAUUAAAAAAGUCAUAAAAAUUGAUUUGUGGCAGUGAUUCUAAUGUAUUAAAGAUGUUUCGUGUUUCUUUCUAACCAGACUACACCCUGACUGAAAAGUCUUCCUUGUGGUAGUUAUGUGUAAUUUCAAACAUGAAUAAACUUUUUCCUUUGAUGAUGGAA